Molecule: messenger RNA, 120 nt
Organism: Penicillium arizonense
Lineage: Eukaryota; Fungi; Ascomycota; Eurotiomycetes; Eurotiales; Aspergillaceae
Exons: 2
Coding region: 1-120 (39 amino acids)
Source: RefSeq, a predicted model, not a curated record
AUGACGCCAUCCCUGUACACAGCGCCACUGAACCUGAACUUGAAUGAACCUGAACCUGAAUUGGAUGUCAACAUCAACAUGGAUGUCGACCUGUUUGCUCAUCAUUUCCCCUUUUACUAA